This is a messenger RNA of Larimichthys crocea (large yellow croaker), 1965 nucleotides long. It is a transcript of the gene tsen54, whose product is annotated as TSEN54 tRNA splicing endonuclease subunit. Bases 67 to 1605 code for a protein of 512 amino acids. Gene Ontology annotation, cellular component: tRNA-intron endonuclease complex. The record is from RefSeq and is a predicted model, not a curated record. Gene Ontology annotation, biological process: tRNA-type intron splice site recognition and cleavage. Lineage: Eukaryota; Metazoa; Chordata; Actinopteri; Sciaenidae. The transcript is spliced from 12 exons.
UGAAGCCGGCGGGCAGCAGGACCCAGAGGAGCUCUGCUGCAGCGGGGAGCACCCUGACCUGCAAACAUGGCGGACCAAAACAAGCCGGACAGCGGCGCGAAGUUCUUCAGUGAGAUCCUGAGCCCGUCUGAACUGUUCGCAGCCCGAUCCAGGAGCCACAAGAUCCCCGUCAGAGGACAGAAAGAUUUCUUCCCCAACGACUCGGACGAGCAAAGACGGCGGCUCGAGCAGAGUCUGGACGAACACUGGAGCCUCCUUUCAGAGGAGAGAGUGGAGAAGCUAGGAAACCUGGUGAAGGCCACAUGGAUCCCAAGUGAGCAGAGAGUGGAGCUUCAGUCUCCAGCUGGGAAGUUUUGGCAGACGAUGGGCUUUUCUGCCAACGGCAAGCAGCAUCUCCUCCCUGAAGAGGCUCUGUACCUGAUGGAGUGUGGGAACCUGCAGGUGUUUUACUGGGACCUGCCGCUGUCCAUCCAGGACGGCUACGAGAGGUUUCUGUCCUCGAGCACAGUGAGCCUUCAGCAGUACCAGGUGUUCGGGCAUUUGAAGAGGCUUGGCUACGUGGUGCACAGAUUCGAUCCCAGUUCGGUGCCGUCGUCGUACGCGAGGCAGCUCAACCUCCCGCCGUCACGUGACAGAGCGGGGAAACAACUGAAGAGGAAGCGCAGCGCCAGCCCCACCCUAACAACCAGUCGCACUGAAGUUCAGGACGAGUCCACGGCUGUCAGAAUGGAGGAGGAUAAAUGCGAUGAAGAGAAGGAUAAAAAACUUCUCGAGUCACACCUGACGUCGUCUCCGGGGACUUCAGGAACGCAGACUGCCGCUCAGAGUUCAGCAGAUGAAGACGGGAGCAGGACUUGGUGGAUGACGGAUGUUCUCAGGGACCGAUCAGAUCCCCGGUCCGCCUCUGGCUGCACACACUGGGACUUCAGGUCCAUCCCGUUCCCUGACCUGGGCUCCAGCGAGCACCACUCCAGCAGCCUGUCCCCUCCAGACCCUUCUCUGCUCCCCGGGUCUUUGGCUGUGGGAGCCUGUGACGUUGCCCCCUGGAGGCGGAGGAUAAACUUGCGGGAGGUGAAGAUGUCCUCAAAGGAGCAGACGAGGGAAAGGGACAAGCACCGGUGGGACAUCAACAGAGACAGAGAGGUUCGGCGCUGCAGAAACUGGGCUGAGUAUCGGGAGCUCCUGGCGAGGCGGGAGGGGAAGCGUAAGGGCCGACCGGCACACUUGUGGAACAGAGAAGUCACUCCACUACAUGACCCAAGACGACCAAUAACCACUGAGGAGCUGUUGGAUAAAAUCAGUGUGACUGAGUCUACACAUUUGCUGGAGGGAGCGUCCAGGUUAAAAGCUUCAGCUGAGUGGAGGAUUUGUUUCAAUGUUUACCAACCUGACACGGUGGCUGACUUCAAGAAGAGCAGCCCGGGGAAACCUUACUCCCGCAUGUGUGUGUGCAGUUUCGACGGCCCGGUUCCCGACCUGCGAGCCAUCAAGCUGCUGGCCUUCCAGAGCGGAGACGUCCCGGUGGUCUUUGCCGUGGUGGAUCACGGAGACAUCUCCUUCUACACUUUCAAAGACUUCCAGCUGCCAACUGACGUGCACCCCUGAAACCUCACUGCUCCGUCCAUAUCUGGGACUUUUAUAUGAAAUGAUAUGACCAGUGAUGGAUGUUACAGAUGAGGAAAACCAAGAAGAAGCUCCUUUGUGUGUGUCUGCUCAGUGAUUUUACAGUUUUAAUCCCAAAGUCUGAUCUGUGAGGAACGUUUGCAUAGCCGCCUGACGCUGUGUCCAUUUCGAUAAAACCGUUGCAGUGACAAUAAACUUGACAGAGAGAAUUUUUCUUUAUUCACGUUUGGGGCAAACGAUGAUCUGUUAAACUGAGCAGAUAUGUUCAUUCUUAUGUUAUUGUUAUGACAGAUUAAAUACUUCUUACUUACAUUCCUGGUGGGAAAUGAAUUGCUGCCACGA